Messenger RNA from Carcharodon carcharias (great white shark), 414 nucleotides. Its product is annotated as phospholipase A2, minor isoenzyme-like. The transcript has 5 exons. Gene Ontology annotation, molecular function: phospholipid binding; calcium ion binding. The record is from RefSeq and is a predicted model, not a curated record. Gene Ontology annotation, biological process: phospholipid metabolic process; lipid catabolic process; arachidonate secretion. Bases 1 to 414 code for a protein of 137 amino acids. NCBI's taxonomy places the organism in Eukaryota, Metazoa, Chordata, Chondrichthyes, Lamniformes, Lamnidae.
AUGGCGAAAAGUUCUCUUGGAGAAAGCUUUCAGCCCAAUACCAUCUGGCAGUUCCGCAAUAUGAUCAAGUGUGUUGUUCCAAACAGCCACCCUGCCUUUGACUAUAGUGAUUAUGGAUGUUACUGUGGAUUUGGAGGGGCUGGAACUCCAGUCGAUGAAUUGGACAGAUGCUGCCAGGUCCAUGAUCACUGCUAUGGAGGAGCCAGCAAGUUUAAGGAAUGCCGGCCAAUCUAUGACAACCCCUACAGCAUGUCGUACAGAUACUCCUGUUCUGAUUACAUUUUGUGCUCUUCUGAUAACAGUCCCUGUGAAGCCUAUAUCUGUGAAUGUGAUCGGCAGGCAGCCAUAUGCUUUGCUGAAGCCCCAUACAAUGAAGAAUAUAAACAUCUGGACACAGAGGAGCACUGCGUCUAA